AUGACGUGGCAGAUGGGAGGCAUGCAAGACGCGAUUAUAAGAGCGCAUGCGAGCCCAGAAGAGCUCAGGGAACAUCAAACGAGCGUGAUGUUGAGGCAAAUGAAUGAAGACAUUCGACGCGUAGAGAGUGAAGUCGUCCACAAGGAGAGCGCUGCACAGGAGAAAAGAAGAGCACCCCAGACCGAUGGAAGGAGUGCACGCGUUCCUGAUCCAAGUGAAGAACUAUCUACGUGCAAAGCUGAUCGACGAGUACGCGGAAGAUACCAACAAAGGAUCGUGGCGAUGGUCGUGGGCAACUUGAGAGAAAGCGCAUCGGCUUGGUACCAUGAUAUGUUUUGUGCCAAGAGGAUACCAGAAUAUCCUGCGAGGGCAGUUGCGACAGUUGGCAAAGGACGCGCAUCGGAUGAACUUCGACAAAAGGACCAGACUCGGAAGAUGGUGCAGUUCACUAGGUGCGCUAAUCUGGAAGAGACCAUAGCCGCUGCGAAGGCGUACGAAGAUGUCUACUUCCCACAACAAGAAGAUCGAGAGAGACACAAGAAGCCUCCGAGAGUGUAUCGGAUUCAUUUUGGUGCAUUAAACGACGAUAGCAGUCAAGACAUGGAGAUUUGUAAUGCGAUAUUCGAAAAGCAGUAG
Molecule: messenger RNA, 636 nt
Organism: Plasmopara halstedii
Lineage: Eukaryota; Oomycota; Peronosporomycetes; Peronosporales; Peronosporaceae
Exons: 4
Coding region: 1-636 (211 amino acids)
Source: RefSeq, a predicted model, not a curated record